This is a messenger RNA of Pollicipes pollicipes, 2680 nucleotides long. RefSeq lists its product as uncharacterized. The record is from RefSeq and is a predicted model, not a curated record. NCBI's taxonomy places the organism in Eukaryota, Metazoa, Arthropoda, Thecostraca, Pollicipedomorpha, Pollicipedidae. Bases 36 to 740 code for a protein of 234 amino acids. The transcript has 6 exons.
CAGGGCACGGACUCAGACGCUUACCAGCAACAGCGAUGCCGGGCUCGGAUUCGCCCAAAUACAGCUGCGCGUGUGGGCUAUCUCAAGACGAAAAGAAGAGGAAGUGGUUUGCAGGACGGUGUCCGGUGUGUCACACCAAGACCAAAUACCCCCUGAGGCCGCAGGGGUCGUUCGACACGGCCACAGCCGACAGAGCGGGCAGAGAAGGCUCACCGGCGGAACUGGGGCACACCGGCCGGAGUCGCAGUGAGGAGCGGCUGCACGGGUGCCGACUCACAGACCUGCCGCCGCCGCUGUACUGCCGGCGCCCGGUGCAGCGCCAGACCAGCACCGAGUGCCUGGACCCGGCCGCCCUCUCCACCAGCCCGCCGCCGUCCUACCACAGCGUCAGCAGCUCGCACGUGCUGCCGAGCUACGAUGACGUUCACGGGGGCCGGAGCCGUCAUGCGGCGCAGCCUACAGCCGCAGGCGCGACGCUGGCGGCGGCGCCGGUCGCCGAAUCUCGCGGCUGCGAGCCCAGCUGCGGCUGCGGGCGGGCCGAGCUGGAGCAGCGCGACUUUGCGCGGCUAGCGGACCAGUACCAGAGCAUCGAUGAACAAAUAUGCCCUUGCGCUAGGUGCCAGGAACGAUACCGCGAGCUGUACCAGCAGAUGAACGAUGAUACCGCCUUGCCGAUGGCGACUCCGAUGCUGAUGCAAGACGUCCUGACCGACGGCCUGGCGUUCUGCUCGCUGAUGUAGAGUCGUUUGACGCUCCAUCGGUCGCCGUGGUCAUCUGGGGGCUCUGCUCGCUGAUGUAGAGCCGUCUGACGCUCUAACGACCGCCAUGGUCAUCUGAGGGCUCUGCUCGCUGAUGUAGAGCCGUCUGACGCUAUAACGGCCGCCAUGGUUAUCUGGGGGUUCUGCUCGCUGAUGUAGAGCCGUCUGACGCUGUAACAGCCGCCAUAGUCAUCUGAGGGCUCUGCUCGCCGAUGUAGAGCAGUCCGACGCUCCACCGGCCACCAUAGCCAUCUGGGGGCUCUGCUCGCCAAUGUAGUGUUAUCUGGAGAUCUGCUCGCUGGUGUAGUGAUAUAUGGAGCUAUGCUCGCUUGUGUAGUGAUAUGUGGAGCUCUACUCGUUGGUGCAAAGCCGUCUAGUUCUCCACUAGUUGGUGUGAAGCCGUGUGGCGCGCUGCUCACUGUCAUGACGGUCGCCUGCCUUGUGUUUACGCAGGAACGCCCGCAGGCCCGUCGCGUCGCUUUACGUGUGACUGAUCGCCGCAUCGGGGAUCAUAGCUCCCACCGCGUGACGUCACAGUCGCGUGCCAAACUAUCUAUAUCGGCCAGGUUCGAGGCAUCGCCUCCGUGUAGCUCCGGUCGCUGCGACAAGAGACGCGCCAGUGUCGGUGCAAGAAGCGUAGUGGUCGCGCCUCGGCCUUCGGCUGUAAUGGCCCAUGGCCCAUGCCGUCCGCGCGCGAGAAACAACCAGGUUGGGAUAAGUCCAUACACUGCCACGGUGACGGCUGCUUCAUCGACAUGCCAUGCCUAUCAGCAGUCGUGCAAGCCCCCGACAUGGUCGCGAUACAUUUGCAACCUUACGUUGUUGCCGUGCCCCACAUCAGGAAGAACGAUGCACCUCAGCGGUGUCCACCCACACCGAGCACGGAACGGAAACGCUUGCAAGCUGUUAUCGAUUCUGGUGAUGUCCCCUUCCCCCAUUGAGUCUGAGGUGAAAAACCCAACCGUAAUGUGCCACAAAAGUUUUCUUCCCCGAAUUCGAGGCAAGACAUCUGGGGCUGGUAGCCCACCGCACCUGAACUAAUCAGUCGCAGUGCAGUUCUCCAAGUCAGGGCAUGUCGCAUCACGCUUCCGAGUAGCAAGCUAACAGGACGCGUGCCGCUGGGAUAAGGCGGAAUCCGGGCCGGACGCAGAAGCUAGAAAACUGCGUGCCAGCCGGGUACACGCAUCACUGAAAGACGGCAGCAGCUAGAAGCAAAACAGGUGUGCGCACUGCAGGAAGCAGCUAUGUUACUGCCACCACUUAUGACCAUGAGCCAUGACGCGACUGGUUUUUGUCCCGUGCGCGCCACAAUGAACGUCUCAGAGAGCUUGGGCAGGGAUGGCAUUGGAAGGAAGGCACGGCAGACGAGUGGUAUGUUCGCUCGUGCGGACGGCAGCUCUGUCGACACGCGCCCUAGCACCGCCGUGUUGUGCCAGGUGACUUGUUUUUGGCAGCGCGUAUCGUCCUUUGUGCCACGUUCCAUCUUUCCGUCAAAGUAACUGCUGUGCAGCAACGCUGUAUAUAUUAACGAGAUAGAUGCAUAUUUUCAGAAUGGAACGCUUUGGUCGUAUUUCCUGUGUAACGUCGGCAAUGUUAAUACAGUACAUCCAGUACGGCGCGCCGCCCCCUGCUGGAAGGCUGCAACCCUGUGUCGUUGUUCGGCGUGGAGGCCCACGCUCAGCCGCCGUCGUCCCACCGUUCAUGGACUACGUGCACUCUCCAGUGCGCUUCCUCUCCAAACCGGCGUUGGCCGCGGCUGCGGCCGCCAUCCACGUGUUGACCUUGAGCUGGCGGGAAGGCACCGGCGCCGGAGUCGGCCAAGGCGGUACGUCGCCGGCCGAGCCAGCCGUCGACUCAAUGGCAGGAAGGCUGGCAGACGAGUCGCUGCUGGUCGACUGGUGCGAGGCGGCGCGGCCGGCGGC